Molecule: messenger RNA, 2062 nt
Organism: Uranotaenia lowii
Lineage: Eukaryota; Metazoa; Arthropoda; Insecta; Diptera; Culicidae
Product: zinc finger protein weckle-like
Exons: 5
Coding region: 177-1997 (606 amino acids)
Biological process (GO): regulation of transcription by RNA polymerase II
Cellular component (GO): nucleus
Molecular function (GO): DNA-binding transcription factor activity; RNA polymerase II cis-regulatory region sequence-specific DNA binding; zinc ion binding
Source: RefSeq, a predicted model, not a curated record
UCUCCAAGCUUGUUUAGUGGAUUUCAAAGAACGGAGAUAUUUUUGAGGAAAUUGGUCUAAAAUCUGGUUCCUUUUCCGUCGGAAAUUGUUUUAAUUUGUUCGUGAACGUUUAUGCUAGCUGAAGUGAUCGAGAAAAAACUAUUCUAGAACCAGUUGUUUAAAAGCUCUAGAGAAUAAUGGAUGAAGAACCGAUAAGUCCCAAGCUCGAACGAGAAAUCGAUGUAGUAGGGCCCUCAUUCGAAGAGGUCGUUGUAAAGCUCGAUCCUGACGAAUGUCCUUUGAUGUUAGAUGAAAACACUUCGCUGCGUUCAAUGCGUCGAAAAAGAAGAGACUCAUCCAGAGGGGAUUCUCCGAUCCAGCGAAAACAUCACCGACAUGAUGCCGUACCGGAACCUAAACAAAUUGUUCGUCAAACACAAACCCGCGGAGUGCAGGUGACGAAUGACGAACUCGAUGCAUUUUGGGAAAAAAUGAAGCUCAAAUCGACGAGGAUUACGGACUGUGGAACAAGCAUCCGUGAGCCAGAGGAAAAAAUUCCACCGCAAUGUCGAUUUUGUUUGCACCGGUUACCCCAGAGCUCGCUCAAACUGAUUGACACCAAGCUGAGGGUGAAGGUACGGAACGCUUUGCACAUUAAACGUUUCACUCAGGAUGCGUUCGCCUUUGUUUGUGAAAUUUGUUACAAUUUGGUGGAAUGUUUUUUGAAUUUUCGGGAAUCGAUCGCGAAAUCGGUUGUUUUGCUUGCCAAUACUAGGAUAACUUUUGAGGAGCAAAGUUGGUUAACACCUGAGCAUCAGUCUGCUAUUGGUCUCUGCAAAUCGCUGACGGAGCAGCACCGGAGAAAAAUCGAUGAUGAAUAUACUCGCUACACGAACUUGCAUCCUCCUUCACCGGAAGAGCUUCCGAUACCGAAAAGAGAAAUCGCUCCAUACGAAAGUGACCAUGAUUAUAACGAUACAGCAUCCGUGGAACGUGCAGAUUCUGCCAAUGACAAUGACAAUGAUAACGAGACAAAAGAUGAAGAAGAAGAUGAACCAGUUGCUGCAAAACAUAUGGAAGACUCGGAUUAUAUGGAUGCCUCGGAUCGACUUGAGAUAAAGACUUCGGCAUCGGACAAUCUCGAGGAAGCUGAUAAUUUUAGUGACCCGGACAAAUAUGACGAUACAGCAGGCAGAUUUGAUGAUUCGGAUAUCGACGACUCGGAUUAUGAAGAGCCUGAACCGCCGAAAAAGAAGAGGGGCAGGCCCCCCAAGAUAAAAUCGAACGAUUCAAACAUCAAGUCAUCAAGUAGGGAAAAAUGGUUAGAUGAUGAAGAUUCACCGCCAAAAAAGAAACGGGGUCGAAAACCAGGAUCUAAAAAUAAAGUUAAGGAUCCAUCGGAAGUUAAAAUCAAAACACCUAAAAUAAAGAAAGAGCCCAAGCCAAGAAGAAAACUGGAUCGGUUGGAAACACACACCCUAUGUGAUACCUGUGGCAAAACUAUUCAUAUUCAUUCUAAGGAACCGCAUAUGAACCAACACCUUGGUAUCAAGCCCUACUCCUGUCCGAUAGAAGGUUGUGAUCUGACAUUCUACGGGAAAUAUCUGCGUCAUCGACAUGUGAAACGGAUGCAUGGGGUUGAUGGAGGGGCCCUGAGCCACGAAUGUGAUAUCUGUGGCAAAAUAAUUCGCGGUCCAAAGAGUUUGCUAAAUCAACAUAAAAUACGGCACGCGCAAACGGAGAAAUCUCAUGUGUGUGAAAUUUGCGGCACCGGCUUCUGGAUGCCGAAGUAUCUCCGGCGGCACAUGAUUAUCCAUACGGAUCUGUUCCCGUACAGUUGUCAGUAUUGUGGAAAAAAAUUCAAACAUAAAGCAAGCAAGGAUACUCAUGAGAAAAAUGUGCACGAAAAGAAGAAUAAUUGUGCAAACUUUGUUGUUGAAGAACAGCUUUGGACCGGAGAGGGUGAUGCUCCCGUGGAAGAACAGAACACAAAAGUAUUUCCGACGGGAUUUAACUAAGCGACUAGAAAGUGGCAUUUCAUUGUAAUUGAUAAGGAUUAAAGUAUUUGAUGUCUACUCUUAAA